AUGAUGCCAGUGUUUCAACGCCUUGUGAGGUUCAUUGCCUCGGAUGGCCAGAUCUAUUACGGCGAGACAGGGGAUGACUGGCAGUCCGAGUUGGUUGGUAGGACUGUCAAGGUAUUCACGGGGCUUGACCCUUGGGCUCCGGACUUUGAACUGUCCAACCAAUUCGCCACGAUUCAACAAGUAAUUUGCCCAUUGGACAAGGUGCCCAAUGUGCUUGGGAUAGGGCUCAACUACAGGCUUCAUGUCAAGGAAGCGGGUUUUCCAAUGCCUUCAGAGCCAGUGCUCUUCAGCAAAGCAGCGGACUCACUCGCCGGGCCCUACGAGGACGUGCCAUGCCAUCCAGUCGCAAAGGAAGUCGACUGGGAGGGCGAGCUAUGCCUCGUGAUGGGGCGGGACGCCAAAAACAUUCCAGAAGACCAAGAUCCGCUGAGUUAUGUUUUGGGCUACACUGUCGGCAAUGACGUGUCGUCUCGGUAUUGGCAACGGCCGGAGAGAUGCGGCGGGCACUUUAAUUACGCCAAGUCCUUUGACAAGUUCUCUCCCGUCGGUCCCGUCAUAGCGUCCUUGCAGGCCGUGGGAAACCCGGAGGAUCUGAGAUUGCGCACCUGGGUCGGGAACGAGUUGAUGCAGGAUGGCAAAACGAAUGACCUUAUUUUUGACUUGCGGAGAAUCGUUCGCCACUGUAGCAACGGUACAACAUUGAGAAGAGGGACUAUAAUAAUGACGGGGACUCCAAGCGGGAUUGGGGCCACGAUGACUCCUAGCAGGUUUCUCAAGGACCAAGAUGUUGUGAAGAUUGAAGUGGAACGCAUUGGUACCAUCAGAAAUAAAAUGGUUUUUCAGUGA
This is a messenger RNA of Metarhizium brunneum ARSEF 3297, 846 nucleotides long. RefSeq names its product Fumarylacetoacetate hydrolase domain-containing protein 2A (gene FAHD2A). NCBI's taxonomy places the organism in Eukaryota, Fungi, Ascomycota, Sordariomycetes, Hypocreales, Clavicipitaceae. The record is from RefSeq and is a predicted model, not a curated record. Gene Ontology annotation, molecular function: acetylpyruvate hydrolase activity.